This is a messenger RNA of Solanum verrucosum, 1713 nucleotides long. Its product is annotated as receptor kinase-like protein Xa21. The record is from RefSeq and is a predicted model, not a curated record. Gene Ontology annotation, molecular function: protein kinase activity; protein binding; ATP binding. Gene Ontology annotation, biological process: protein phosphorylation. Lineage: Eukaryota; Viridiplantae; Streptophyta; Magnoliopsida; Solanales; Solanaceae. The coding region runs from base 1 to 1713 and encodes 570 amino acids. The transcript is spliced from 4 exons.
AUGGUUGAUCUCUCAGACAACAGUUUCACAGGUGUAAUUCCUGAAUCACUAGGUAACUUAGAGUACCUUGAGGUUUUGAACUUGGAGCUGAAUAAUUUUAUCAGCGAUUCAUCGUUGAGAUUCCUUACAUCAUUAACAGACUGUAGGAAACUAAGAGCACUCCGGUUUAAUGAGAAUGCAUUGGAUGGGGCCUUAUCGGCGUCUGUUGGUAAUUUCUCAAACUUGCUGCAAAAUUUUCAAGGAAAUGGCUGUAAGCUAAAGGGCGUCAUUCCUCGAGAAAUUGGUAAUCUUACAGGAGUGAUAUAUAUGAGUUUGUAUAAGAAUGAGUUGACUGGACAUAUUCCAAAUACUAUCCAAGACAUGUUUAACCUUCAAGAAUUUUAUCUACAAAGCAACGAGAUUGAAGGAGCCAUACCAAAUGUUUUAUGCAGUUUAAAGGAUCUUGGUGCAUUAGACUUGUCAGGAAAUCAUAUUUCUGGUUUGGUACCCUCAUGCUUAGGGAAUGUUACUAGUUUGAGGAAACUUAAUCUAGCUUACAACAUGCUGAAUUCUAGAUUACCUGCAAACUUGGGGAACCUUCAAGACCUCAUAGAAUUCAAUGUUUCAUCCAAUUCAUUAAGUGGUCAUAUUCCUCUAGAGUUGGGAAAUUUAAAGACAGUGACACUCUUUGAUUUGUCAAAAAAUUAUUUUCCUGGUAAAAUUCCUAGCACUUUAGGGGGUCUAGCUGAAUUGGCUGAUCUUUCUCUAGCACAUAAUAGAUUAGAUGGGGCUAUUCCAGAUUCAUUUGGCAAAAUGUUGUCACUGGAAUACUUGGAUUUAUCGUAUAACAAUCUUAGUGGUGAAAUUCCAAAGUCAUUAGAAGCUCUUGUGUAUCUCAAAUACAUGAAUUUCUCAUUCAAUAAACUCAGUGGAGAAGCCAAGAGGAAAAAGAGUGCUUAUCGGUUUAUAUACAUUGUUAGGGAUUGGAUCACUCCUUGUCAAGGGAGUAAAGGGAUACUUAAGGAUGGUACUCUUUUGGCAGUAAAGGUAUUCAAUGUGCAAUUGGAGGGUGCAUUCAAAAGUUUUGCCAUGGAGUGUGGGAUACUCCGGAACCUUCGCCACAGAAAUCUGACCAAAGUCAUCACCAGCUGCUCCAAUCUUGAUUUCAAGGCCCUGGUGUUGGAAUACAUGCCCAACGGGACACUUGAUAAAUGGUUAUACUCUCACAACUUGUUCUUGAACUUAUUGCAGAGAUUAGAUAUAAUGAUAGAUGUUGCAUCUGCAAUGGACUAUCUCCACAAUGGCUAUUCAACGCCUAUUGUGCAUUGUGACUUGAAGCCAAGCAAUGCCUUGCUAGAUCAAGAAAUGGUUGGUCAUGGAAGUGAUUUUGGCAUUGCAAAAUUGUUAGAUGCAGGGGAGGCUUUCGUUCAAACAAGAACAAUUGCAACCAUCGGAUAUAUUGCUCCAGAGUAUGGACAAGAUGGAAUAGUAUCCACAAGUUGUGAUGUUUAUAGUUUUGGCAUUCUGAUGAUGGAGACAUUCACAAGAAGAAGACCAAGUGAUGAAAUAUUUCCAGGGGAUGAACAAAUUGAUGCAAAGAUGCAAUGUUUGUUAUCAAUUACAGAAUUAGCUUUGAGUUGCACUUUAGUGACACCUAAUGCAAGAACUAGCAUGAAAGAUGCACUUUCAACACUCCAAAAGAUUAGGCUCCAGCUUGUCAGUAGUCAACACUAG